GGACUUAAAGUUAUCGACGGGCAUCUCCCCCCAGGCUCUGGGCCUCAUAAUCCCAGAUACCUGUUCUGCCAUUAUCCAUGUUCUGCAGGAUGACUAUAUGAGGCUUCCGUCCACGCCACAGGAAUGGCAGACUGUGGCAGCGGAGUUUGAGACGCGUUGGAACUUCUCCAACUGCGGGGGAGCCAUCGACGGAAAGCACGUCCGCAUCGUGCCUCCACCCCGUUCUGGUUCCCAGUUCUACAACUACAAGGGGUUCAACAGUAUUGUGCUGAUGGCGGUGGUGUCAGCACAGUACGAAUUUCUGUACGUUGAUGUGGGCAAGAACGGCCGGAUGUCGGAUGGGGGAGCUUUCAGGCAGACUGAGUUCGGGGAACGACUCCAAGACGAAGAUCUCGCAUUGCCACCGGAUGCGGACAACGUGGAAGGACUCCCCUUCGUCUUCUUGGCUGAUGAAGCUUUUGGCCUGGGACCCCAUCUAAUGAGGCCAUUCCCCCAGCGCACCCUCACCCCAGAGAGGAGUGUUUUUAAUUACCGGCUGGCCAGAGCCCGGAGGGUGGUGGAGAACGCCUUCGGGAUAAUGGCCAGCCGGUUCCGCCUGUUCCUAACCUCGAUCCAUAUGGCGGAGUACAAAUGGAACUAUAUCAUAUUUGCAUGCUGCAUUUUACACAAUUUUUUGCGGCGAAAUUCGCCAAACUAUAUGGCCACGGUUGGGCCUGAGGCUGGACUUAACAAUCCGGAUCAAAUGUUGCCGGGCCUGGAACCUGCCCGUACUGGCUUGCCCCCCCAAAGUGGCCGUGCAGUCCGUGACCAAUAUAUGGACUAUUUUAUGGGUAGGGGGGCCAUUCCCUCCCAAGCCAAUUUGGCUUAGCUUUGUUUUAUCCCAAAUUAUAAAUCUGU
Molecule: messenger RNA, 897 nt
Organism: Rana temporaria (common frog)
Lineage: Eukaryota; Metazoa; Chordata; Amphibia; Anura; Ranidae
Product: putative nuclease HARBI1
Exons: 2
Coding region: 98-868 (256 amino acids)
Source: RefSeq, a predicted model, not a curated record